AGAUUUAGUCUAUGAACGGGGUAACAGUUGAAUUGAUCACUGUCGAAACGAGAAUCUCAAAGGCCCCGCCUUUAAAAUCUGUUAAUAUAAUUUAGUCGGACUUUUCGCUAUGAUGCUUUUAUAAGAUACUUAUUAGAUCAACGAGACAGCAGUGUCGCAACGAUGGAAACGAGUAAAGUUAUUUGUUUCUUCGCGGUACUGUCGCAGGCUGCGGCUCUACUGACGUCGCCGCCUCGCAUCGUCAAGCAGCCGACAGCGGAGGAGCUGCUGUUCCAGGUGGCGCAGGCCGGGGAGGUGGACAAGCCCUUCAUCAUCGAGUGCGAGGCGGAGGGCGAGCCGGCGCCCAGGUACAGGUGGAUCAAGAACGGCAAGCCUUUCGAGUACACGAGCUACGACAAUCGAAUCUCUCAGCAGCCCGGAAGAGGAACGUUGGUCGUCAGCAAACCGAGGGACGAAGACCUCGGCCAGUACCAGUGUUUCGCUGACAACGAAUGGGGAACGGCGACAUCCAACUCGGUGUACGUGAGGAAAGCCGAGCUCAACUCUUUCAAAGAAACCGAUGGCCCUCAACAGAUCAUCACCGCGCAGGAAGGGCUUCCCUUCAAUCUCACAUGCGAACCUCCCGAUGGUCAUCCCAGUCCGAACGUAUACUGGAUGUUGCAGGGCGAACAAGGGCAGCUAAAGACGAUAAAUAACUCGCGUAUGACACUAGAUCCUGAGGGUAACCUCUGGUUCUCAAACGUAACAAGAUUUGACGCGAGCGAAGACUACGCUUACACGUGUGCAGCGAAAUCAGUGUUCAGGAACGAAUAUAAGUUAGGGAACAAGGUGUACUUGCAAGUUCAGCAGACUGGAAUCUCACCGACGUUAAACAAGCACCCACCCGUAAGGCAGUACACCACGAGGAGGGUAGAAAAAGCGUGGCGAGGCAAGAAGGUGGAGUUAUACUGCAUUUAUGGCGGAACGCCGUUGCCUCAAGUCGUGUGGAAGAAAGACGGACGGGCGAUGAUGUCAUCUCAGCGUAUCACUCAAGACAACUACGGUAAGACGCUGGUUAUCAAGCGCGCGGGCUACGAAGACCAGGGAACUUAUACUUGUGAAGUCAGCAACGGCGUGGGAACGGCUCAGACGUACUCCAUCCAGCUCAAUGUUGAGGCCGCACCAUUCUUCAUCGAGGAGCCCCAGUUCCAAAACCUGGCGGAAGGCGAGACUGCAGUGAUCAACUGCCGCGCGGGCGGUACUCCAGACCCUCAGAUAUCGUGGGUUCACAACGGCAAGCCCAUAGAACAAGCGGAGCCUAACCCGCGACGUCAAGUCACAUCGAACUCGAUUAUCAUAACGGACCUAGUCAAGAAGGACACCGGCAACUACGGCUGUAACGCGACCAAUUCGAAUGGAUACGUGUAUAAGGAUGUCUACAUUAAUGUACAAUCUAUCCCACCGGAAAUCAAGGAGGGUCCAGAGAAUCUCACCAAAGUAGAUGGAUCUGAAGCAGUUCUCAAGUGUCGCGUCUUUGGAGCGCCCAAGCCAAUCGUCAAGUGGAUGAGGGACGAUGUGGACGUCACUGGUGGCAAAUACAACAUAACGUCGGAAGGCGAUCUCGUCAUCAGAGACGUGUCGUACACCGACGUCGGCACCUACCAGUGCUACGCUAAGAACAAGUUUGGAGAGAAAUCUGCUUUUGGGUCGCUUGUUGUUAAAAAACGUACAGUGAUCACGGACAAGCCGGACAACUACGAGGUGGCCGCGGGCUCGCCGGCCACGUUCCGCUGCAACGCGCACGCCGACGACUCGCUGCGGCUGGAGAUCGUGUGGCUCAGCGACGGCCAGCCCAUCGACCUGGAGAACCAGCCGCGCUUCCGCAUGACCAACGACUACUCGCUGCUCAUCUCCGACACCACGGAGCUGGACUCCGGCGAGUACACGUGCAUCGCGCGCACGCCCAUCGACGAGGCGCGCGCGCAGGCCACGCUCACCGUCCAGGACAAACCCAACCCACCGGCGCUGGACGGCAUAGAAUGCCACGAGAAGUUAGCGAAGCUCAAAUGGCACUCCAUGGGCGACAACCGUGCGCCCAUACUUCGCUUCUCCAUACAGUACAACACCAGCUUCACACCCGAUACGUGGGACGUGGCCAGCGAUAGCGUCCCGGCUAUCGACACAUCGUGGGUAGUGGAGCUCAGUCCGUGGGCUAACUAUACGUUCCGAGUGGUGGCCUGGAACAAGAUCGGGCCCUCGGCGCCCUCCGCGCACUCGGACGUUUGUUCCACGCGCCCCGACGUGCCCUACAAGAACCCCGACCGCGUCGAGGGCGAGGGCACCAGCCCUAACAACAUGGUCAUCUCCUGGUCGAAAAUGCCACAAAUCGAACACAACGGCCCUGGUUUCUACUACUUGGUGUCGUGGAGACGUAACAUCACAGGCCAGACCUGGACUGAGGAACAAGUUAGGGAUUGGCAGCAGACUGAACUUGUAGUGCCUAAUACACCAACCUUCCAACCAUACAAGAUCAAAGUUAUUGCAGUCAAUUCCAAAGGAACUUCUAACGUCGCGCCAGUUGAGGUUAUUGGUUGGUCCGGUGAAGAUGUCCCUACACAAGCGCCCAUGAACUUUACCCUCGUACAAGUAACAACAGGCACCACUGCUCUGUUGAGUUGGAACCCUGUAGCUCCUGAAACUGUCCGAGGUCACUUCAAAGGAUACAAAAUCCAAACAUGGACCGACGGAGAAGAAGACCGACCGAAAGAAAUCUUUGUUAAAGCUGACGCGUCUAGUGCUUUAGUUUCUAAAUUUAAGCCUUUUAAGAAAAACAAUGCCAGAAUCCUCGUUUAUAACGGAAGAUUCAACGGACCCCCAAGUGAAACUCUUAGCUUCGUGACGCCGGAAGGUAAGCCUGGAACAGUCAGGUCAUUUGAAGUCCACCCAAUCGGAUCCUCAGCUAUGCUCCUCAAAUGGGACAAACCCUUAGACGAAAACGGAAUUCUAACCGGCUACAAGAUCUACUACCAGAAAGUCACGGGAACAUCGCUGGGACCUCUGCAAGAAAGGAAAAAGGAGAUCGACCCCAAGUUCGACCGCGCAAAGUUGGCUGGAUUAGAACCAAACACAAAGUACAGAAUCGAAAUCCGUGCAAAGACCAAGGCCGGAGAAGGCGAUAGGUACUAUGUGGAACAAACCACCAAAGCGAUGGUCAAUGCGGUCCCAGAUAUACCAGUGUUCGAAACCAGUACGCUACCAGCUAAGGAAGGAACAGCUCAUAUCCUAGUCAGAUGGAUACCCUCACUGGACGGUCACGCUGGAUCUCACUUUGUCGCUUGGUACAGACUCAAAGGUCACCCAGACUGGUUACAGAGCAAUGAGAUUACCGAGGACGAUUAUGUAAUCUUAACGGGUCUGGAGCCAGGACAGGAGUAUGAAGUUAAGGUCACCGCCCAUGACGGAGAAUACUUCAGCACCAGUGAAAUUAAAGUUGUCGACACUAAUAUUGGUAAGUACCCGCGCGUGCGGCCGCGCGAAGAGGCGACGGCGACGGCGGGCUGGUUCAUCGGGGUGAUGGUGGCGCUCGCCUUCCUGCUGCUGGUGCUGGUGCUGGUGUGCGUGGCGCGCCGCAACCGCGGCGGCAAGUACGACGUGCACGACCGCGAGCUGGCGCACGGCCGCGCCGACUGCCCCGACGCCGCCUUCCACGAGUACACGCACCCACUUGAUAACAAAUCACGGCAUUCGAUGAGCAGCGGGACCAAACCUGGACCCGAGAGCGAUACGGACUCCAUGGCUGAAUAUGGCGAAGGAGAAACAGGUCGCUUCACGGAGGACGGCUCGUUCAUCGGCCAGUACGUGCCGGGCGCGCGCGUUCUGCCGCCGCCCGCCGCGCAGCCGCCCACCUACGUGUAGUCACCACCACCGCCGUCACCACCACUACCACCACCACCGUCACCACCGCCACCACCGGGGCGCGCCGGACCGGCUGCCGCGCUUGGGUAGAAGGCAGGGAGGAAAG
Melitaea cinxia (Glanville fritillary) is the source of this 4000-nucleotide messenger RNA. RefSeq names its product neuroglian. Gene Ontology annotation, cellular component: axon; plasma membrane. Gene Ontology annotation, biological process: homophilic cell-cell adhesion; axon guidance; dendrite self-avoidance. NCBI's taxonomy places the organism in Eukaryota, Metazoa, Arthropoda, Insecta, Lepidoptera, Nymphalidae. The transcript has 15 exons. Gene Ontology annotation, molecular function: cell-cell adhesion mediator activity. The record is from RefSeq and is a predicted model, not a curated record. Bases 163 to 3894 code for a protein of 1243 amino acids.